Molecule: messenger RNA, 3575 nt
Organism: Hippocampus comes (tiger tail seahorse)
Lineage: Eukaryota; Metazoa; Chordata; Actinopteri; Syngnathiformes; Syngnathidae
Product: voltage-dependent L-type calcium channel subunit beta-4-like
Exons: 15
Coding region: 268-1956 (562 amino acids)
Biological process (GO): calcium ion transmembrane transport
Cellular component (GO): voltage-gated calcium channel complex
Molecular function (GO): voltage-gated calcium channel activity; protein binding
Source: RefSeq, a predicted model, not a curated record
GCAGGCAGCCUCAGCUUCAGUCUCCAAGGCGCUUCAUCAUUACAGCUCCUCCCCAGUUCUGCUGCUACUGUCACGCGUUUUGGGUUAUGUAGUUUUUUUGACCGAUCGCAUCGCCGUUGUAUUGUGGCUUCUACGCGCUGUUUGAAUCCCUGAUUCGAUGUGUUUGCCGUCGCCUCCUGCCUCUGCCCACCUCCAGUAACCCAUGUCCGCGUGCAUCCCGCCUCCUCCCCUCGCCCCCGCUCACGCUCCGCGGUGCCCGCCGUCACCAUGUCCACUCCGCCCGUAGACCCGCUCUCGACUGUGGAAAGCGGCCCACAGUCGCACUAUUUCCAGCUGCCCAGGAAGUUGCCGAAACGCAAGAGCCGCUUCAAACGCUCGGAUGGCAGCACGUCCUCGGACACAACAUCUAGUUUUAUCAAACGGCAGGGGUCGGCUGAGUCCUAUACCAGUAGACCGUCGGAUUCCGACCUGUCAGCAGAGGAAGACCGCGAGGCGUAUCGGCGUGAAGCCGAACGCCAGGCACAACUUCAGCUCGACAGAGCUAAGUCCAAACCUGUGGCGUUCGCAGUAAAGACAAAUGUGAGUUACUGUGGAGCUCUGGAUGAGGAUUGUCCCGUACAGGGCGCUGCAGUCAACUUUGAUGCCAAAGACUUCCUGCACAUCAAAGAAAAAUACAGUAAUGACUGGUGGAUCGGGCGUCUCGUCAAAGAGGGAGCUGACAUCGCCUUCAUCCCCAGCCCGCUGCGACUGGAGGCGAUGAGACUCAAGCAAGAGCAGAAACAGAGAAAAACAGGUGGCAACUCCUCCAGUUUAGGAGACAUGGUGACUGGAAACUGGAGGACCACACCACCAUCUGCAGGCGAAUCUAAACUGAGGCAAAAACAGGAACACGUCCCUCCGUACGAUGUGGUGCCAUCCAUGAGGCCGAUGGUCCUCGUGGGUCCAUCACUCAAGGGUUACGAGGUUACAGAUAUGAUGCAGAAAGCCCUCUUUGACUUCCUAAAACACAGAUUUGAAGGAAGAAUCUCAAUCACCCGUGUCACUGCCGACUUGUCCCUAGCUAAAAGAUCCGUCCUCAAUAAAAGACCCAUAAUGGAAAGGUCCAACACUCGGUCCAGUUUGGCCGAGGUUCAGAGUGAAAUCGAGAGGAUAUUUGAACUCGCCAAAACGCUGCAGCUGGUGGUUUUGGAUGCGGACACCAUCAACCAUCCCGCACAGCUCGCCAAAACCUCCCUCGCACCCAUCGUCGUCUACGUGAAAGUCUCCUCGCCAAAGGUGCUCCAGAGGCUGAUCAAGUCCAGGGGGAAGUCUCAGAGCAAGCACCUGAAUGUUCAGAUGAUGGCUGCAGACAAACUCUCUCAGUGCCCCCCCGAUUUGUUUGAUGUCAUUUUGGAUGAAAACCAGCUGGAGGAUGCCUGUGAGCAUUUGGCCGAAUACCUGGAGAUAUACUGGCGGGCCACACAUCUCCCAGGCACCACCCCUCUCAAUCCUCUUUUAGAGCAGAGUCUGCUGACCCCACCGUCCGCCAUCUCCAGCCUCCAGAACAAGAACCAGCCGCCGCCGAGCGAGGGCGUUGAAAUGGAGGCUGAGGAACGGGAAGAGGAAGAGGAGGAAGGCGAGGCGGAAGAAGAGGCAGGCGAGGAGGCCAUCUCCCCCUUGGAGCAGGACAGUCUCAUGCCAUCGGACGAGGCCAGUGACUCGCUGUCUCAUGGCCAGAGGGGGAGCCCGUGUCAUCAGGCAGGAGAAGAAGAGGAGGAAGAGGAGGAUGAGUACGCCUCUCCCUGCCACGGCCGCACGUACAGGGGCAUGUACCCUGCCCGCCGGGGGCACGCCGGGGGCCGCAACGUCAACAGCCACGAGUCACAGGACAGGCUGCUUCAAAGUGAAGCCCAGCAGGGUCACAACCAGAGGAACAACCGCCAGCGCAGCCGCCCUUGGCCGCGAGACACCUACUGAUAAAUCCACAACUCCAGGUCUAUUUUUAGAGCAUCACUUUUUCUCCGCCGAGGAGACAUUUUGACAUCUCCGGGAAGAUUGUCAACAGGGCUCUUCCGCAAUGGAAUGUCUUCAGGCAAACUUGCGCUGCUUUGCCCGUGUUUCUCUAUCGUAGGAUGUCUCCAUAUACAGUAUGCUGGCCUUAAAGAAAACAUGUUCAGGCAUCUUUACUGUUGCAUGUGUGACUAGAGUAUCAUCACCUUUGAGAGUAUUUGCACAUUGAUGCCAGAACAGGAGCUGAAUGAUCUUUACGGCGAAACUAAUGUAGAAAUGUUUACUGUUGAAACCACACAUGAGAGGUACUAACGCAUUUUCGGAUCAUGUAAAUAUGAACGGACGCCUAAUUUAUUUACAUGGCUUCUUGAUUUGGCCACGUGUUUCAGAUACACGCUGCCAUCCACCUGUUGUUGUUUUGCACAUUUGGGAGAUGGUGAAUGGCGCAUUGCAAAUGUGAAGUUGCAAUACAUGUCCGUGUCAUGCCACUAAUACAUUUCCUCUCUCUCGCGCCGAUACUGCACAAUCAUUUGCGAACACCUGGAAAAUGUUGACGGGCACAGACAAUGUAAACAUCUGAUAUUAAAAAAAAAAAAAAAAAAAAACGAAAGGGAAUGUUGGUGCCCUAAUUGUUUGUUUACGUUGACCCGUCCCUACACAUGAAACGCUGUUCAGUGGCAGCUUUCAAGAAUGUAUGUUUGCAUGCCUCAGUGCUUCUCUGAAGCACCCCAUCAUCUGAUUGUAGCACAUUCUUUGAUUGUAGCAUCCCCGGAUUCCGCGCUAUUCUCUCUGCAUCCGUUAUGUGUACUGCAAUUUGACCACGGCCGACCCUCAGGUGUCCCUCAGCUCCAUGUGAGAAGCGUGCGGCGAAGGACUCCCAGCUGUAGCACCUGCCCGUGACAUGACAGAACAUCAUUCUGUUCUCUUCCGCCAUCAGCUUGCGAUGGCAUCUCAUAGGUCCAUACCAGCUGACUUAGGGAAUUACUUGGUUACUGCUUCUAUGUCACACAUGUAUCUAGUGUUGUACAUUUUAUUUUGAAGAGGGAAAAAAACAGCAUGAUUGAGAAAAAAAAAAGACAAAAAAAAACUAUGCAAGCGUUGCAUGAAUUCUGAUUCUUUUUACCGUUAAGUAUUUUAGUAAUGCAUCGUUUCUGGUUGUGCCCGUUGUCUUGCAGUGAUGGUCGUCUUUGGGGCGGUUUCCUUCUCCACUUAGAUCCUAACAGCACUCUCACUCACUCCCACAAGUUCAAGUUGAGCUGGGCACUCACUCGCUUGUCGCACUUUGAAAGUCCUUCACUGAAAACCGUCUCCAGAUCGGAUUGAUGAAUGAUGUCCUGCAUGUCUUAGUUCUACAAUUAGCUAUUUUCAUUCUAUUUUGCCAGAGAGGACCAAUGAAUGAACAACUGAUGAAGCGGUUGAGGUUUAUUUCCAAUUUAUGAAGCACAAUUUUUGCGAGGUUAUUAUUUAAUUUCCUCUGUCUUAUUCUGUAUGCAAUACUAAGUCUAACGAAAAAUGAAACGCCUUACACCAUCUGGACUUCCUCUUUAGUGAGAGUAGGAGGGGAUAAAAAAAAAUGAGAAAAAAAA